This is a messenger RNA of Achroia grisella, 1284 nucleotides long. Its product is annotated as lipase member K-like. NCBI's taxonomy places the organism in Eukaryota, Metazoa, Arthropoda, Insecta, Lepidoptera, Pyralidae. The record is from RefSeq and is a predicted model, not a curated record. Gene Ontology annotation, molecular function: hydrolase activity, acting on ester bonds. The transcript has a single exon. The coding region runs from base 1 to 1284 and encodes 427 amino acids. Gene Ontology annotation, biological process: lipid metabolic process.
AUGUUCACUUACAGAUUCAAGACUAUAAAGAUAUUAAUACCAAUUUUAUUAGCGUGCGCUUGCUUUAAAUAUGCACAUUCGAGUGAACCGACUAUUCUUGAUGAUGUAACUAAUUUGGGAGAUGAGACUAUAUCGGAAAGAAGAGAUAGAAACUUCACCGAAUUAGUGGAUUACGAUGGAUAUACUAGCGAGAGUUAUACAGUUACUACUGUGGAUGGCUACAUACUCUCCAUAUUCCGCAUACCAGUAAAGGAAUCGUGCAAGGAUAACACCGACCAGGAACCUAUUAUCUUCAUGCACGGUCUAUAUUUAAGUGGAGAUGACUGCAUCAUACCAGGUCCUGGUAAAGCGCACUGUUACAUAUAUUCUGAUGCUUGUUACGACGUAUGGGUACCCAACAAUAGAGGCAACAGGUACAGCAGACAACAUACAUCAUUAGAUCCCGAUAAGGAUUCUGAAUACUGGAACUUUUCCAUUGACGAAAUGGCUGCCUAUGAUUUGCCAGCCAUUAUAGAUUUUGUAUUGCAAAAGACAAAUAAGAAACAAGUAUAUUAUGUGUCUCACAGCCAAGGUGCAGGUAUACUGCUAAUGCUGUGUGCUAGAAAGCCAGAAUAUAACAGCAAAAUUAAAAUAGGUUUCGGUAUGUCACCCACAGCGUGGUUAGAACAUUCUAGAUUCAUCGCUAUCAAAGUGCAAUCUGCAGCUAAUACAAUUCUUAAAACAGCAAAUAAUGAAACUAAUAUCGAAAUUCUGCGUUAUGGCGGCGUAAUUCAAACGGCUGGCAAAUUGCUAUGUGGAAGUAAAGUAUCGUACGCGGCCUGUUCAGCUCUCCUCUUUUCGGUUCUAGGCUUUAAUAAUUUCCAAAUCACAAUCGAUGUCCUACCUGUUCUUACGGGGCAUUUUCCAGCUGGAACUUCGUUGAAAGUCUUCACGCGGUGGGGCCAAAUGGUGACAAAUGGUUUUGCCGAAUAUGACUACGGUACUAAAGAGAAUUUGAAAUUGUAUGGCCAAGAAAAACCUCCCUUGAUUGAUCUGAGUCCAGUGACGAUGAGAUGGGUAUUCAUUGUGAGUGAAAACGAUUAUGUAUCAGAUGUGAAAGAUGUUGAGACGCUAGUUUCAGCUUUAACUCACUCUGACGCGAAGAUGUGUAUCCUAGCAGAUAAGUCGUUUGGUCAUUUAGACUACAUCUAUGCAGACAACCUCGCUAAAUAUGUCACACCGCAGAUCUUGGCCACUAUCAGGACUGGCAAAUAUGCAUGCAAUUCAAAUAUACCACUUUUGUAA